This is a messenger RNA of Drosophila persimilis, 1224 nucleotides long. Its product is annotated as lipase 3-like. NCBI's taxonomy places the organism in Eukaryota, Metazoa, Arthropoda, Insecta, Diptera, Drosophilidae. The transcript is spliced from 3 exons. Gene Ontology annotation, molecular function: hydrolase activity, acting on ester bonds. The record is from RefSeq and is a predicted model, not a curated record. Gene Ontology annotation, biological process: lipid metabolic process. Bases 52 to 1188 code for a protein of 378 amino acids.
CUACGAUCGAUUGUUAGUUACAGUAAAGCAAUCGAUUACAUCGGUAACAAAAUGUUUAUAGGCCUUUUCCUGGUAUAUUCAUGGUACACGUCCGGCCCGGAAAUUCUAGCUUCUUACAAUUAUCCAGUGGAGGAGCACUCCGUGGAAACAACCGAUAACUAUAUACUAAAGCUAGUACACAUUCCAAAUUCGCCCAACGCAAGAAAUGCGCAAAGCCCCAAGCCGGUGGUCUUUAUGAUGCAUGGAAUGAGCGGCUCCUCGGACUCCUAUCUGUUGAUCGGACCCUCUGACGGCCUACCCUACUUGCUCGCAGAUGCGGGAUUCGAUGUGUGGCUGGGAAACUCACGGGGAAACACCUACUCUCGCCUACACAAAUACAUGGAUCCCAAGCACAAAAGUUUCUGGAAUUUUAGCUGGCAUGAAAUGGGCACUAGGGACCUGCCCGCGAGCAUUGACUACGUUUUGGAUAGAACUAGCCAAAGAUCCCUGCACUAUGUGGGGUACUCUCAAGGGGCCACCCAAUUUCUCGUGAUGCUCAGUAUGCGGCCAGAAUAUAACGAAAAAAUUAAGACAUCACACUUGACGGCACCUGCCGCGUUUCUUAGAAACAUGAACACGGGUUUGGGCAGCAUCGUUGAAAAAGUAAUCCUGGCAUUUGACGACCGAGAGUGGUUUAGUAACCGCCAUGGAAUACCCAGUUGGGCCUCGAUAUUUUGCAGUGUCCGACCAAUGAAAUCGAUUUGCGCGGCUUUAUUUAUGAUGGUAUACGGUAUAAAUGGAGAUCAAAUCAGCAAAGCUAUUAUAAUGCUUAUUCUGAAAACCCUUCCGGCGGGGAUCUCGUCGAGACAGCUGAAGCAUUACCUGCAACUAAAAAGGUCUUCGAGAUUCUGUAUGUACGAUCAUGGCAAAAAGACGAACAGGCUUAUCUAUGGGAGCUCAUGGCCGCCCGAUUAUCCCCUGAAGUAUGUGAAGCCAAAGUCUCCGAUCAAUCUCUACUACAGCUCCUCUGACUUUGUGGUAUCCAAGGAGAAUGUGCUCCUUCUGGCAGAGAAAUUGUCCUUGUGUGAACUACAUCAUAUUCCGUAUUAUAGUCACAUUGAGUUUCAGUUUGCACGUGCUGUGGGUACAACUCUGAAUAGGCCGAUUGUAAAGCUCAUCAGUAAGUACGAAACGGACCGAAAUAAAUAAAUGAAGUCUAUCGAUGUGAUUUGGGAUCUACUCUAA